AUGGACGAUCCAAGGAAUCAGGCUGCAUGUGUCGCCUUGCCGCCAUCAAAGGGGCCAAACCUUCAAGUUCAGUGCGCUGUGUCACCCGAAGAGGGUCUCGUGACCUACCGACUUGAGCGUGGAAGCAUCAAGAUGGAGAAGAACGCUGAAUUCGUCGAAGAACACGAUGGCAUGCUGUUGCUCCGACUUGGCCCCUACUCGCCCAUGCUCAACCCAAUCGAAAGUUGCUUCAGCGUCUUGAAGGCACGCAUCAAGAGCUAUCUCGCGCUCCAUACGGAUGCUAGGUCAGCCAUGUCCGACCAUGAGGUCCAACCGCCGGCAGAGAUGGUGCUAGAUACUGCCACCCCGAAGGCCAAGGCAGGCAAGCGCAAGGAGAAGAAAGCGUCCUCGGAGAACAAACGCUCUGUCCGGUGGUGCGAUGAGAGUGUGGCGACACUCUUUCGCCUCCGUUACGACUCGCCUUUGGCAAAAAGGUUCGAGUCCAAGAACAACGCCGAGAAGAAGACGGCGUACGUGAUGUUGGCGGCGGAGCUGAGCGUCGCCAUGGAAAGCGAUUACACUGUGGCUCAGGUCCAGGACAAGAAGGGGUACCAACGGGAAUCUCUCAUGUCUACCGACGCAACCAUUGCCGAUGGCACAAACUCCUCGGACGAAGCCCAAGUAAAGCGUGAGCAUAGUUCGGACGAUGACUACGACAGCGACAAGCCCCCAGAGCGUCGUAAAAAGCCCGCAAAAGUUACGAAAGCCUCUAGUGAAGGCGAGGCGUUGGAAGCCUGUUUUCUCGCCAUAAAGGAGGGACUUAUUCACUUGGGAACGUCGCUGUCUGCUGCGACACCGAGUCCUCCGCCCCCGCCUGCUUCCAGGGCAACUCUGGACGAUGUAUUGCGUGCAAUUCAGGGCCAAUCUGACACUAUGGCGCAACUCCUUGCUCAUUUGGUUGCACGCAAACAAAUAAUGUAA
Molecule: messenger RNA, 960 nt
Organism: Aphanomyces astaci
Lineage: Eukaryota; Oomycota; Saprolegniomycetes; Saprolegniales; Verrucalvaceae
Exons: 6
Coding region: 1-960 (319 amino acids)
Molecular function (GO): nucleic acid binding
Source: RefSeq, a predicted model, not a curated record